This is a messenger RNA of Alligator sinensis (Chinese alligator), 4584 nucleotides long. It is a transcript of the gene SUSD6, whose product is annotated as sushi domain containing 6. The coding region runs from base 1580 to 2353 and encodes 257 amino acids. Lineage: Eukaryota; Metazoa; Chordata; Crocodylia; Alligatoridae. The transcript has 5 exons. The record is from RefSeq and is a predicted model, not a curated record.
GAGAGCCUCUGAUAACUGACAGUGUCAUAGAGUAUUUCUGUGAUGAAGGCUACAUGCUGAAGGGAGGUUACAACUUCCUGACCUGUGAGAAUGGAGAGUGGAAUCCAACCAUGGAAGUUAGCUGUAGGUUCAGCGAAGCUUUGUUCUGUGGGGUCUCCCCAGCUGCACAGGAAUUCCUCUCCCAUGACUGGAAAGUAAAGCACUCUGGAGGAAAAUGUUUAUCAUGCUGCUGCAUUUCAUUGUCCAUAGGUUUUCUGGUUAAAAAAAGUGUACAGGAUAAAAACCUGUGAAAAACAAGAAUCCCUCCUGCCCCUCUAGUCUUUCUGUUGAGUCAUCCUGCCAGUUUAUAGACCUCUAAGAUUAGUGAAGAAAAAAGCAAAGUAACUUGUUUGGAAAGGAGUAGAAGAGCUCCCCCCUCUCCCCACCUUCCCUCGCCUCUCCCUCCUCCCCACUUCCACCACCACUUUCCCUUGCCCUUCUUGGAGUUCACCCCAGUUCUGUGAUUGCUCCCAUGCUGUCCCAGAGCAGUAGUUUGCCCAGUGUCCCUGCUAAGUCUGUUCUGACAAGCUUUGCUCUGAGCUCCUGUGCAAGAGAAAAUGAAAUUCACCUGGCACCAGAUAGACCCUGCAUGGGCUCUUUGAAUUCAUUAAAAUUUCUGUUGGUCAUCACAGUUCCUCUUCUAUCCCCAAUCCUUGCCAGAAAGCUGUACCACAACAGUUAGCCUGUCUUGGAUACCAUCCCCAAAAGGUAGCGUUUUCCCCACAUUAGGACUGGAAGUAGCAAGUGACAAGUAGUGAUCAUGCAGCUCUUCAGUAGUGUCUUGUGGGAUGGAACAUGACCUGGGCUGGCCAGAAAUAUAGGGCCUCAAAAUGCUGUUAAGACUUGGGGUAUACCUCCAAUGCCCAUGGUUGAUGAGCAGUGCUGCUGGGCAGUGGUGAACGCUGCUUGCCCUCAGCCCUACUUAUAUUCAAGAUUAGUGCAAAUUCAUUCAGCUGCAGUAGUUACUGGACAUCCAUUGUCAUCAGCUGUGUAUAGUUGGAAGCGCAGAUGAGUUUUAAUGAUUUAGUGGCAUCUUCAGAGUGAGGAAAUCAAACUUAGAAAAAGAGCAGCUCUAACAAUUACUUAAAGUAUGAGUAAAAUCCCACCUGCCCCAAACAAAUUAAAUGAAGGCCUGGCAGACCUGGCAGUGGGGAAAAAAACACACUGUAUUACUGAUGCUAGCCCCUUGGCUAUCCCACAUUAAUACUGGGCUUUAACAGUCUCACCAGUUGACUAAUAGCUAUGCUCCAGUUCCUGGAAGCUGCACUUGGGAAAGUUAGCAGCUUUUACAGCAUUGCAUACUGGUGCUCAAAAAUUAACACUGAUGUCUGCUUACCCCUCCUGGUAAGUUUUUCACCCCUCCACCCCUCCUGAAAAAUAAUCUCCCAAAACGCAAAGCCUAGUUCAAUCUCCCUUUAGGGUACAAAAGCAGAAUGUAGUAUGGUGUGCUUUUCUGAAGCUUCUACCUGCCACUGAAACAUUUUAGCUAUGCGAGGACAAAAGUAGCCACCCAGCAGGCCAACGCUAAAGCAUGAAGUGAAUGCAAGGAUGGGUUUUCAGGCCACCUGGCUGCGUUUUGAGGAGACUCUUGGUUGUGGCCCUAAGGAAUACAUUGAAUUCUAGCAAACUGGAAGUUGUGCUAUACUGGAGUGAGUUGCAUGAGAAUGCCCUGUAUAUGAAGCACAUAGGAACUAAAGAUCACUGGCAAAAAGACAAAGAUUCUCCCCCAACAAUUGGGGUGCCCACCUUGUCCAUCGUGGCCUCCACAGCGAGUUCAGUAGCUCUGAUCCUUCUCCUCGUGGUGUUGUUUGUUUUGCUGCAGCCAAAGCUGAAGUCCUUCCAUCACAGCAGACGUGACCAAGGUGUGUCUGGGGACCAGGUUUCUAUCAUGGUGGAUGGUGUCCAAGUGGCUUUGCCGUCCUAUGAAGAAGCAGUCUAUGGCAGCGCAGGGAACUGCAUUCCACCCUCGGAUUCACGGGUGCAGAUCGUGCUGUCAGAGGGAGCUGGGCAGAGUGGAGCAAGAGAGAUGCAACAGCAGCAUCACCAGCUGCAGGACCAGGGAGCUCAUAAUAGCUUCACAGGGGAGGAUGAGGCCCCAGGACGCUCUGGACUGUAUGAAGCCAGUGGCUCUCAGCGCUCUGAGACUGUUCUUGUGCACCAGGCCACCACCUCUUCCUGGGUAGCUGGUGUGGCUAGCAGCAGGCCUGUACACCAAGAGGCUCAAGACUCAGAAAACAGUGACAUACAAAGCCUUUUAUCACUUACUUCCUCUGAGGAAUAUACAGAUGAUAUUCCAUUGUUGAAGGAAGCAUGAGGCCUGCUGCACUUGUUUAGCCUUCUUCCUCUUGGUUUCUCCUUUCUUCCUUGGGAUGCAAGCACUCUGUGCAACCUUCCCCACCCUUGCGAGCUGUGCCCUGGAUAUCUCCAAGCAAAGACCCCUCAGCUCAUGAUCCAAAGGAUGUCGCCAGGUUGCCGCCUCAGUGCGCAACUGGGGUUGGUGCAGUUCUGGCCUCCCCAUUCCAUCUGCAUUAGGGGCUCAAGUAAUGUAAUGAAGUUGAGCUCUUCCCUCUUCUUCUUUCCCCCAGCCAGUUGUUUGACAGCAGUCUCUGCAGAGCUGCUAUUUACUUGUGCCUUUCUCCUUCUCACACCGGCUUGUUGCAGCUUCUCACAGGCCUCGCAAGCUCUUCUGCUGCACAGAAUGCAGGAGCCAAGAACUACUUGCUCACUGAGUGCAGACAUGGUUUAUAUAUAGGCUCUUCUUCCAGCAUCCCCCUUGCAUCUAGGACAGGAUAGGAUUCCCCCUGAGUGCCAAGCCUGGGCUUGACUGAAGUUCCAGAAUGGGUAAUCUACACUAUCCAACAGUGUUCAGCAUUGUUAAGAUGAAGUGGUGCCCUCUGUUACUUAGCUGCCCAAUAACAAGUUAUUGGGUAUUGCUAGCAAUGGUAAAAAAAGAAAUCUGCUGUUUUUUACAGGUUUCUGGGGAUGCCUUCUGUCCCUUACAAAACCCUGCUGAAAUAGCAGCGUGAUUGUAAAUCUGCAGGAUUCCACUCCAGAGUCCCAAUAUCACUCCGUAAUCCACUUGGUAUUUUUUGUGUCUAGAAGUCUGGGGCUGUGUUUUCACUAAAAACCAUUAGCAGUUCUUCCAGGGUUGGGCUAGUGUAGGGACAGCUUCAGGGGUUAAAUCUGAGAGAAUUUCUGUGUGUGGUCAGCUCUCAACAAGGCCAAAAGCAAGCAGACUAAUAGUACCACUUGGAUCCUCUGAUCUGCAUUUUAACCAAGCCUAUGCUAACUGGAGGUUAGCCGCAUUCAUUUGACACCAGUGUGUGCUAGGAUUGAGCCUUGACGUCUCCAAAGCCCUGCUCUUGAGGGCUUCAAGUGGCUUUGGCUAGGUUUACAUAGUACAUUUUCCAUCCCGAGUAGCAGCCCUCAUUCACAUUGUGCUACUCUGGAUGGGCUGCUUCCCAAACAGAAAGUAGUACAAGGGCAAGUUAAAUAGCACUGCUGAGUGAUGGGGCCAGUUAGCUCACCCAUGGAGCCAUGCAUAUGGGACUACAUUGCUUCUGGUUUUAAAGAGGUAGCCUACUUGGACCAUUGUGUCAGAAGGUGCUGCCAUGGGGUGGGGUGGGGGAGCACUGUAAGGGGCCACAAGUUUGCCCUUUAGUUUACAGCCCUUGAAACUUUGAAUAAAUAACAAGGACUUGUUCCUGCUCUAGCUUGUUAGCCACCACUCCCUAGAACUUUACAUGACUUUAAAACGAAAAAAUGUCAGGAAUACUUUCCCCUCCCUUCAUUCUGCUCCCCUUUCCACCAAGCAGCAUAAGGGCUUUUCAUAUGCCCCCUGACCUCACAAACUCUCCUAAUGUUUGAAAAAUGUGGUCAGUGGGGGAGAAAAAAACCUAGCCAGGAAAUGUUUUGGCUUUGGAGUUGGGAUCCCUGCUGACCUUAUCAGCAGUAGUGCAGUGCUGAGCAGUGGAAGGCUGGGUCAUCGCUUUCUAAAUGGUUCAAACAUCUCUUCCUGACUUCCCGCCAUCAGAGUCAUGUGGCUGUUUUAUCCCAACAGAUCUCUGAGCAUGUGUUAUAGUCCCCAUCCCAUAGGCAUCUUCAUGUGUGGGAGAACAAUGUAUUUGCUAAACAUCUUUUUAAAAGCAUGAGUGAAUGCAGUGUGGUUUCCUUGCCUGGUGCUUGGGGAGAGGGCAUGGCAGGUAUUUAAACAGUGGGCUAGAGUAUAUAAGUUAGGAGUCCACCCACAAAGGUGGAGAAGGUAGGAACUUGUCAGUACAUGCUGAGGUUUGUUCUAGGUGGGGUUCCCUAUAGGAAACAUACUCGCUGUGCUCAGAUUCAAUUUCAGUUCAGUGGGAGCAAUGAGAGAUGGCCUUACACAGCAAGUUGUAACUUAUGGGGAGAUGCUACUUUUCCCAAUAAUGGGUGGACUCCACUUCUAUUUAUAAUUUCCCCCCCAGUUCUCCCUCCCACACGUGCACACAAUUGGUUCUGUGGUAUGAAGUCAGUGCUUUAUGUACCUCUUUAAAAAAAAAAAAAAAAAAA